AUGUAUUCGAACGAACUCAACGUUGACCAUCGCAAGUUAGCAUCGCUCGACCGAAAGUUUAGAAAUUUGGUUUCCAACGACAAGCAGCAGCGUACCUUCACCCAAGCGCAUCUACUCAAGAUUAUCAAAGAAUAUGCUGGAUUGAUGAAAGACGAAAUUUUCGAACCCGACAGAAGAAACGCACAGUUCAUAAUCGAACGGAUCACAUUGGAGCCGGAGAUGACGCGAUUCGAAGCUCUUGAUCUUCUUUCGCUUCUUUCGAUUGCUUCUACAAAAAAGGCUUGCGACAUAAUUCUCGACAAAAACAUGGCAACGAAGGCUUCUUGCUUCAUGAUGUUGCAGGCGAUCGAUGGCUCAGACGAAGACUAUGACAUCCCUAAAAUCCAACGGACUUAUUUUGGUACAGACCAAGCUUCUGAUGAGCCUGGCGAUCGACUUGAUGGAGCUGCCCCAGAAGGUUCUCCACCAACAACAGCAGUGGUCGAGAAUCGACGACGCUCAUCCAGACAACGACGCCCUCCUCCGCGCCUAUCAUAUUCUCGCCGAGGGCAGCAUAGUUGCCAACUGCUGUGA
Molecule: messenger RNA, 573 nt
Organism: Oikopleura dioica
Lineage: Eukaryota; Metazoa; Chordata; Appendicularia; Copelata; Oikopleuridae
Source: the annotation of a GenBank genome assembly